ACUAACACACGCUUGAACGUUCGGUAACAACAGACAACUCUCUCUCUCUCUCUCCUCUCUCUCUCUCUAUUACAACACUCGCCGGAGUCGGAGCUUCUCCACCGUCGGUGGUAUGGAUGUGCCGAAACGCCGCUCCAAUCGAACGACGUCUCUGAGGGACGCUUCCGAGUCCUCCAAGAUGGAGGGCACUGGUAGCUGGGACGCCCUAGAGUGGACCAAGAUUGAGUCAUUUUCGCGCCACGUAUCGCCUGCGAAUCUGGAUUUCUUGCUUGAGGCAGAGCGAGUUUUGGCCGAAGAACACGGCAUUGUUCUUGUUAAUACGGAUGAUGCGGGCAUGUUGAUGGUAACAAAUUUUCGUCUUCUUUUUCUGAGUGAGGGAACUAGAAAAGUUAUUGCCCUUGGAACAAUACCACUAGCAACCAUUGAGAAGUUUAACAAAAUUACUGCAAAGGUUCAAUCGAAUGCUCGUCAAUUAGACAAGACACCAACACAACGACUGCUCCAGGUGGUUGGAAAAGACAUGAGAAUUAUAGUCUUUGGUUUCAGGCCUCGUACAAAACAGAGACGUGUUAUAUUUAAUGCACUGCUGAAGUGUACAAAGCCAACCAGACUCUGGGAUCUUUAUGCUUUUACAUCUGGACCUUCUAGGUUUAAGAACACUACUCCACUGGUGCGCUUGUUGGAUGAGUAUUUUCGACUUCUUUGCAAAGGUUCUUAUCGUGCAUCAAUCAAUAUGAUUGAAAGCGGGUCCUUCACCUUGUCAAAUGACUUAUGGAGAAUAAGUAAUGUGAAUUCCAAUUAUACAAUGUGCCAGAGUUAUCCAUUUGCUUUGCUUGUUCCAAAUAUCAUCAGCGAUGACGAAGUGCUCCAGGCUUGUAGCUUCCGUGCAAGAUGUCGAUUGCCUGUAGUUUCAUGGUGUCAUCCUGGUACCGGAGCAGUUCUUGCACGUUCUUCCCAACCCUUAGUUGGUCUCAUGAUGAAUAUGAGGAGCAACAUGGAUGAAAAACUCGUGGCUGCACUUUGCAGCAAACUUGAUGAUGGCUCAAGGAGAAAGCUAUAUAUUGCUGAUGCGAGGCCAAGGAAAAAUGCAUUAGCUAAUGGAGCCAUGGGAGGUGGUUCGGAAUCAUCAUCGAACUAUUUUCAAUCUGAGAUAGUUUUUUUUGGGAUUGAAAACAUCCAUGCAAUGAGAGACAGCUUUGCUCUGCUCCGAGAAUACAUGGACACUCACGGCAGAGCAUCAUCAGAUGGAAUGUCAUCUUUUUUGAGACAUGGUGGGUCGACAUGGGGUGGUGGCAAUUUAAGUAGUAUGUCUGCUUCGGUAUCAACCCUUGGGGACAGUGGAUGGUUACUGCAUGUUCAAAGUGUCUUGGCUGGUGCAGCUUGGAUUGCUGCUCGAGUUGCGAUAGAAAAAGCUUCUGUUCUUGUACAUUGCAGUGAUGGAUGGGACAGGACAAGCCAGUUGGUUUCACUUGCUAAUUUGUUGCUUGAUCCAUAUUAUCGGACAUUCACAGGGUUUCAGGCUCUUGUUGAAAAAGAUUGGCUAGCAUUUGGUCAUCCAUUUUCCGAACGUCUGGGAACGCCAUCUGUCUCUGGAAGUGGCAACAUGCCUUUCGAGUUAUCUAGGCAGUCUUCGACUGGCAAUAUCCCAUCAUCAUCCAUGCGCCAGUCAUCUGGAGCAUUCCCAUCUCAACCUCCGGCUUCAUCUCAUGCACAUUCUUCAAACAACUGCUCUCCCAUUUUUUUGCAGUGGGUUGAUUGUGUUUCACAAUUGUUGCGGAUGUAUCCUUUUGCUUUUGAGUUUUCUGCGGCUUUCCUGGUGGACUUCUUAGAUGGCGUGCUUUCUUGUCGUUUUGGAAACUUCUUAUGUAAUAGUGAGAAGGAGAGGAAGCAAUGCAAUGUUUUUGAAGCUUGUGGAUGUUUGUGGGUAUACUUGGCUGAUUUGAGGACAUCAGGAGUUUCCCAUGUGCAUUAUAAUCCCUUUUUUGAUCCGCUGAAGCACAAUGGUCCUCUUCUGCCCCCAGCAGCAGCGUUAGCCCCAAUUUUAUGGCCCCAAUUCCACCUUCGUUGGGCAUGCCCUGAAGAAGCACAAGCUGGGGAGAUUGAAGCGCAAUGUAGGAAGAUUAUUAUGAAAUUCUCUGAGAUGCAGAAGGCUAAAGAAGCUGCAGAACGGAAAGCUAAAGAAAUUACAAAUGCCAUGGAAUCAUUGAACGCUGAAUUACGACAUGAGAAGCUGCAAAACAGCUCAGCUAUGAACAUUGCCAAGAGGACAAGCAAAGAAAAUAUGGCCAUAAAGCGCGCAAUUCAGUCAAUUGGGUGCAAGGUUCAGUUCUCUGGUAGUGGUGAUUGCACGGUUGACAUUGAAAGCAACCCAGUGGAAGCACCACAAAACUUUUCGUAUUGUUCCCCGAUGAAAGAAUCAGAUUGUACUGUGCGUGAUGACAAAAAGGAUCUAUCUGUUUCAAUAACAGUUACAGCAGAUGAUGAUCAUGGAAACAAUGGCAUUCGUCGAGUAUGUGAAACUCUCUGCCCUUUUCGCUCUGCAGAUGGAGGCUGCAGGUGGCCAAAUGGUGGUUGUGCUCAACUAGGUAGCCAAUUUGUUGGUCUGAAGGCAAAUUUUGAUGCAUUUGACCAAUUAUCAAUUGACGAUAGUUAUUUCAAGUCUGAGUAAACAGGGAAUUUACUUCCUAAAAGACUCCGAUGGUGAACAGUCACAUCAACCAAUUUUGGUUUUCUUUCUGCGAUGAAAUAGUCAAUUCUUUUGAACACUCACCUUGUUAUGAAAAAUGAGGAGAAAUGAUGGAACCUGGCAUUUUUACUGGGUCUCGAGAAAUUGUACAGGCUAUAAGAGUUGGCGGGAGACCAUCUUGAAUGUUGUGUAUUGGGCAGAUACGCAUCAUGGUGGUCCACACUAUUAUAGACACGUGUAUUAUUGUAGAUUUGGUGAUAAUUAUAAUCAGUGUUUACAUUGCAAUUGUGCUUGAAUAGAUCAAUUUUGUAUAGAUUAUCAGGUUUUUCUAAUUGUUACAUUCCUUGAGGGAUCUAUGUACAGCAAUAAUAAUUUGGUGCCAUAUCUUUAUGAGGUAUCCCGAUCUUG
Molecule: messenger RNA, 3094 nt
Organism: Gastrolobium bilobum
Lineage: Eukaryota; Viridiplantae; Streptophyta; Magnoliopsida; Fabales; Fabaceae
Product: phosphatidylinositol-3-phosphatase myotubularin-1-like
Exons: 19
Coding region: 113-2668 (851 amino acids)
Biological process (GO): dephosphorylation
Molecular function (GO): phosphatase activity
Source: RefSeq, a predicted model, not a curated record